Mus caroli (Ryukyu mouse) is the source of this 549-nucleotide messenger RNA. It is a transcript of the gene Uqcrb, whose product is annotated as ubiquinol-cytochrome c reductase binding protein. The record is from RefSeq and is a predicted model, not a curated record. Gene Ontology annotation, biological process: mitochondrial electron transport, ubiquinol to cytochrome c. Gene Ontology annotation, cellular component: respiratory chain complex III. Lineage: Eukaryota; Metazoa; Chordata; Mammalia; Rodentia; Muridae.
ACCGAAAUUGUCCCGGACGCCUGCGUAGGAGCCCGGCGUGUCCUCUAUGACUUACCCAGAAGGCAGCGCUUCACUCUCAGGUCAAAAUGGCCGGCCGAUCUGCUGUUUCAGCAUCAAGCAAGUGGCUGGAUGGUUUUCGAAAGUGGUAUUAUAAUGCUGCAGGAUUCAAUAAACUGGGGUUAAUGCGAGAUGAUACACUACAUGAAACUGAAGAUGUAAAAGAAGCCAUAAGAAGGCUUCCUGAGGACCUUUAUAAUGACAGGAUGUUUCGAAUUAAGAGAGCCCUGGACCUGUCUAUGAGGCAUCAGAUCUUGCCUAAGGAUCAGUGGACAAAAUAUGAGGAGGACAAAUUCUACCUUGAACCCUAUCUAAAAGAGGUUAUUCGGGAAAGAAAGGAGAGAGAAGAGUGGGCAAAGAAGUGAUCUUUUAGUUAAGAUCUGUGGGUAUGCCUGGUCUCACCAUACUUUCACAGUUAUUUCAACCCAAAUCACAAUUUAAGAAUUAUUCUACCCUAUGUCACACUUUAAAUAAAUGUCUAUUGUAACCAUG